Molecule: messenger RNA, 3162 nt
Organism: Macrosteles quadrilineatus (aster leafhopper)
Lineage: Eukaryota; Metazoa; Arthropoda; Insecta; Hemiptera; Cicadellidae
Exons: 1
Coding region: 1-3162 (1053 amino acids)
Biological process (GO): DNA integration
Molecular function (GO): nucleic acid binding
Source: RefSeq, a predicted model, not a curated record
AUGGCUAUUGAUUCGGGGGCAGUAGUAUCAGUGAUGCCUGAGGAUGUUUUCCUCCGGCUUUACCAGGGGCGAGUGCCUAAGCUAAGGGAGAGUAAAAUGAGAUUGAAGACUUAUACUGGUCAAUGUAUUGAAGUUUUGGGAGAGUUUCAGGCAAAUCUUUCGGCUGGAGAUGAGUCGCAUGUUCUGCCGCUGGUGGUUGUACGGAAUGAGCAACCAAAUCAACCUUCGCUUUUGGGGCGAAACUGGUUGGCGAGACUUAAGUUAAACUGGAGGGAGAUCAUGAGGAACUGGCAACCAAAGAGUGGGACUGUCAUGCAGCUUGAAGGUAGGAAUGUUCCAUAUACAUCUACUUCUAGUGUUGAGGAUUUAAAAUCAAGAUUUCCUACUGUUUUUGAGCCUGGUAUAGGAACAAUUAGAGAUAUUAAAGUAAACCUAGUGUUGAAAGAAAAUGCCAAUCCGGUCUUUUGCAAGGCUCGUAACGUACCAUAUGCGCUGCAGGAUGCGCUUGAGAAAGAAAUCGAUAACUUAAUCAGGAAUGAAGUGAUGUAUCCUGUGACCCAAACUAAUUGGGCCACUCCUGUUGUUUUGGUUGAAAAGGGUAACAACUCUAUUAGAAUUUGUGGCGACUUUAAACAGACAAUUAAUCCUCAGUUACGCACAGAUUAUUAUCCACUCCCUACUCCAGAUGAGAUUUUUGCUAAAAUUGCUGGUUCAAAAUUGUUCUCAAAAAUUGAUUUGUCAGCUGCAUAUAAUCAACUUAGAGUAGACGAAAACUCUCAGGAGCUUCUAACGAUUAAUACGACUAAGGGUUUAUUUCGUUAUUCUCGCCUCCCUUUCGGAGUGAUAAGCGCUGGGGCCAUUUUCCAAUCCGUCAUGGACAAGAUUUUGAAUGGGUUGGAUAGAACAUUUUGCUAUCUAGAUGACAUUUUGAUUGUGGCUCAAACUCAUGAGGAAAUGCACCGAAAUGCGGUUGCAGUAUUGUCGAGACUAGAGCAUUAUGGGGUAAAAAUAAACCCCGCUAAGAGUGAAUUUUUUAAGGAUAGCCUAAUUUUCUUAGGGCAUAGGCUAAGUGAAAAUAAAAUACAGCCUAGUGAAGAACUGUCUAAAGCUAUUGUUAGUGCUCCCAGGCCAGAAAAUUUGACACAGCUACGAUCCUACCUGGGGUUGAUCAAUUAUUAUAGUAAAUACCUCAACAACUUGUCUAAUUUGUUUCAACCAUUGUAUGGUCUGCUAAACAAGGGGGUCAAAUGGGGUUGGUCUGAACAGUGUGAGGAAGCGUUCCAGAAGAGUAAGGAGCUUUUGUUAGGAGAUAGAGUUUUGAUUCCAUACGACCCAAAGUUAAAAGUGAUUGUAUCAGCUGAUGCCAGUCCUUAUGGGGUAGGAGCGGUUAUCUCACACCAAAUGCCUGAUGGGUCUGAGCGACCCAUAGCCUAUGCUUCCCGAACACUAACGGUGCAUGAAGUGAAAUGUUCGCAAAUAGAGAAGGAGGCCCUCGCUUUAGUGUUUGCAGUAAAAAAAUUUCACAUUUUCCUUUAUGGCAAGAAGUUUCUUUUGGCUACUGAUCACAGGCCUUUGACGUUUUUAUUAGGCCCUACCAGGAGUAUACCUACCUUAGCCGCUGCCCGUGUACAACGUUGGGCUCUGAUCCUAUCGGCCUAUGAAUAUGAGAUUGUUUACAAGAAGGGUUGUGAUAUGGCCAAUGCCGAUGGGCUUUCAAGGUUACCAUGCCAAAAUGAGAAGCCGGGACCGGAAAACACAGUUGCGUUUUUGUCCAUAGCAAACGAACUACCGGUUACUGCCAAAGAAAUUAGUACAGCAACUCGUUACGACCCGAUCUUGUCAAAGGUUCUUGAUUUUACGAUCCAUGGAUGGCCAGAAUACGUAAGCAACGAACUUCUGAAACCGUAUGUUGUGAGGAGCCAUGAAUUGUCCGUGGAUGGAGAUUGUGUUUUGUGGGGGAGGAGAGUUAUUAUCCCGGAACCGUACCGGAAAGAAAUCUUGUUUUUGCUACACAAAGAGCACCCUGGAGGCUCAAGAAUGAAAAACCUGGCACGAGGGUAUGUAUGGUGGCCGAAAAUGGACUCGGAUAUUGAAGAGCUGGUUAAAGGCUGUGGAAUUUGCCAAUCAACUCGCAACGCUUUGCCCCUUGCCCCAUUACAGCGCUGGUCUUGGCCUAACCAGCCCUGGCAGAGAGUCCAUGUGGAUUUUGCGUCUUUCCAUAACAAGGAAUUCCUAAUUCUGGUGGACAGUUACUCUAAGUGGCUGGAAGUGUUUCAAAUGCAAACGACAACAUCGGCAAAGACAAUUGAAAGAUUGAGAUCUUGUUUUGCGGUAUUCGGACUGCCUUGUACUCUGGUGAGUGAUGGAGGACCUCAAUUGAGAUCCCAGGAAUUUGAAGAAUUCUUAAAGGCAAAUGGCAUUUUGCAUGUAGUUAGUCCGCCUUAUCAUCCGGCUAGUAACGGCCUCGCUGAGCGUGCUGUCCAAACUACUAAGAACACCUUUUUGAGACAAAUGCUGCAAGAUGAAAUGUCUAAAUCUAAAAGGUCCGUUCAACAUCGCAUUGAUAGUUUUUUAUUUGUGUAUAGAAAUACACCACAUACAGCAACCGGUUGUUCCCCAGCAGAAAUGUUUUUCAAAUUCAAGCCUAGGACUCAUCUUUGUUUGUUAAAGCCACAUUUGGAAGCUAAGGUCAACGAAAAUCAAGAACGUAUCAUUCAGACAAGGAACAAGGGGGUAACUCCCAGGAACUUUGAUGUGGGACAAAAGGUAUUCGUAAAAAGCGUCAGGAAUGAAAGGUUAAACUGGCUGCCUGGUAUUGUUGCAAAAAUUGUAAGUCCCAUGACCUAUUUAGUGAAGACCGAGGGCCGUACAAGAUUUGUUCAUGCCGACCACUUACGUGAGAACCAUGUGGUGUCAGAGGAUGAAGAGGAUACAAUAAUUCCAUGCCCUAUACCAACUACGCAAAUUAUUAAAUCACCCCCUGCAAGGCUGGAUGUAGGAAUUCCUGUACCUAUUACUCAGCCAGAGACAUCUGAUGUGCAAGAAAGUGUAUCCCCAUCCAACGAAGUCAAGAAUAAAAGUCCAGGCCCGCAUAAGAGUCCUAAGGUGCUUUUGCGUCGAUCUCAAAGAGAGUGGCGAGCGCCUACAAAAUUAGAUUGGUAA